This is a messenger RNA of Nylanderia fulva, 372 nucleotides long. It is a transcript of the gene Tom7, whose product is annotated as translocase of outer membrane 7. Gene Ontology annotation, cellular component: mitochondrial outer membrane translocase complex. Lineage: Eukaryota; Metazoa; Arthropoda; Insecta; Hymenoptera; Formicidae. Gene Ontology annotation, biological process: protein import into mitochondrial matrix. The record is from RefSeq and is a predicted model, not a curated record.
GAGAGGUCGUCGUAGUUCUUCAGUCAACCUCGUUGAUCAGGUGCUUCUUAUUGCAAGAUACGAAUUUCACGAGAAUUAUUUAGCACGAAUACGCUAAAUAGCAAUCGUAAUAAUAAGGAAACAAGGAAGCAUCAAAAUGAGUUUGAAUCCGACUACGAAACAGAGAAUAGUCAUUGUUAUGGAUGUGAGCAAAUUUGUGUUUCAAUGGGGUUUUAUUCCCGCCGUCCUCUUCUUAGGAUUCAGGAAAGGUGCAGACCCAGGCAUGCCUGAAUUAAGUGUUAUGAACUUAUUGUGGCAGUAAAUUAUUUCCUGAUUUUUUAUUAACAAAAUUAUGUGUAUUGUGGAUGUUACAUAAAUACAAUUAUUAGAUUA